Molecule: messenger RNA, 801 nt
Organism: Iphiclides podalirius (scarce swallowtail)
Lineage: Eukaryota; Metazoa; Arthropoda; Insecta; Lepidoptera; Papilionidae
Source: the annotation of a GenBank genome assembly
AUGCAGGUGACCGUCGCGAGGAACGCGAAGACCCUCAGCCCCUCGCACGUGAAGCAGUGCAUCCUGGCGGAGACGCGGUUCGACUUCUUGAGGGAUCUGGUGAAGAACAUACCAGAUGUGUCUGCAGCCGAGGAGAAAGAACUCAUGAGCGCGGAGAGUUCGCCAAAUUCCUCCAGGUUCCCGGACGCGGCCCCGCCCCGCCGCAUAGCGAGGCAGGACUCCAACAGCUCGAGCGGCUCCGACGCGAAGCUGCAGCAGCCUGUCCCCCCGCGGGAGGGGGCCAAGCGGGCGUCCGCGGAGGCGUCGCCCCCGCCCCCGACCCUGCCCCCGCCGCCCCCUCCCCCGCCGGCGCCCGAGUCCGCGAUCGACCUCUCGCGCAGGCAGGAGGCGAGGCCCGUACGGACGGCCAACUUCUACCAGGAGACCCUGGUGGACGAGCACCCGAGCGUGAUCACGGUCAACCCGACCUACCUCAGCCCGCAGCCCUCCACGUCCAGCUACGCCACCCUCGAGCCGGUGGAAGUGAGCAGGGCGGACAGGCCCCCGCCCCACGCGGAGGCCCCCAAGACCCCGGUGGCCCCCGUCCUGAACAUAGACUUCACGAAGAGCCUCGCCAAGCCCGAGAUAAAGGUGCUGGACACGGCCGCCGCCGGCGUCGUGGCCAAGGGCGAGAGGAACUCGAGGCUGCCGCGCCAGAACUCCAGGUCGAAGCACGACAGGAAGGUGGAGCGGAAAGUCAGCCGACCGGCCGACCUGGACCACUUCACCGGCAACCUGCAGAUAGACGAAGACUACGAUACC